AUGCGUGUCCCCAUCCGCCAACAAAACCUCCCCAAGUCACACAUCGACGUAGCCUCACCAACCGACGAGUCGACAGUUACCCUCCUCUGGGCACAGCUUCUCAUUCCCGGAAAAGGCGAGCCCAUUCAAAAUGGAGCGCUCGCCAUACGCGGCGGCAAAAUCGAAUGGGUAGGCUCCUUCUUAAACCGCCCCUACAAGUACCGCGAUAUCAGGCCUACAUACGUCCAUGUUCUCAUGCCAGGAAUGUGGGAUUGCCACGUCCACUUCCUGGCUCUCGAUGUCGCGACCUCUGUAUCUGGACUGAUGGGUUUUCUUCCCGGGUUCAGCGCCUUGGCAGGUGCCGUAACGGUGGACGACUUGAAGGCCACGUUGAAUGCUGGAUAUACAUCUGUCCGCGAACUCGGCGGCUACGGAGGUGACGUGUGGCCCGCUGUAGAGAAUGGACCGCUCGUAGGGCCAAAUAUCUACUCUGCUAUUGGGAUCAUGUCCAUCACCGGCGGACACGGCGACGAGCACAACACACCAUUGACGACUGUCAUCGACGCAAUGACCUACGGCAGCGUACCGCUCGCUGUAUGUGACGGCGUAGAAGAAUGCACAAAGAUGGUGCGAAGAAUGGUCCGCCGUGGCGCCCGCGUCAUAAAGGUCUGCUCCAGCGGCGGUGUCCUCAGUCUCAACGACGACCCUGAGGACAGGCAAUUCUCCGACGAGGAACUCAAGGCUAUUGUUGAAGAAGCUGGGCGCAGUAGACGCGCCGUUGCCGCCCACGCUAUUGGCAAGGCAGGAAUUCUAGCUGGUCUCCGGGCGGGCGUGAAGACCAUCGAGCACGGCAUGUACAUUGACGAAGAGGUCGCGGACAUCAUGGUCAAGCAAGAUGCCAUCUUUGUGCCCACGCAGCAUAUCGUGCGUGUCCUGGCCGCCGAUUACAUGGACCAGCUUCCCGAGGCGAAUAAGCGGAAGCUGCUGGGUCUGAUCGACAAGUCCAAGGAGUCGUACAAGAUUGCGAUUAAGAAGGGCGUCAAGAUUGCGCUGGGCACGGACAUGGCGAGCAGUGACCGCAAGUCGAGGCUUUCGCAUGGUCAUAAUGCGAAUGAGCUGGCGUACGCGGUUGAGCUGGGCAUGACGCCGCUGCAGGCUAUUGAGAGUGCUACGGCGAAUGGACCGCUCACGCUGGGUGGUCUUGCGCCGCUGAGUGGGCAGUUGAAGGAGGGUUAUGAUGCUGAUAUUAUUGCUAUCAAGAAGAACCCGUUGGAGGAUAUUGGCGUGCUUGCGAACCCGGAUAAUGUUACGCAUGUUUGGAAGGGGGGCAAGUUGUUCAAGUCGAUUUCGGAAUGGAUGCCUGCUGCGUAA
This is a messenger RNA of Pochonia chlamydosporia 170, 1350 nucleotides long. RefSeq names its product amidohydrolase. The record is from RefSeq and is a predicted model, not a curated record. Lineage: Eukaryota; Fungi; Ascomycota; Sordariomycetes; Hypocreales; Clavicipitaceae. The coding region runs from base 1 to 1350 and encodes 449 amino acids. The transcript has a single exon. Gene Ontology annotation, molecular function: hydrolase activity, acting on carbon-nitrogen (but not peptide) bonds.